UUGUUCAGCACAGUUUCUCAUCCUUCUUGAGUGGAAUUUUCCACGAUCAGGGGCCCCAGGCAUGUGGAAUGUGGAUCAAAAGCAGAUGUAGAAUCCCUGCAAUGACUAUGUUUUAUUUUCAACUGAAAAUGCCAAGCAAUUUCCGUUGCAAAAGCAUCCCACCCAGUUUGUCAAAGAAGCGCUGCACCAAAAAAUCCUCAUAACUCUUGUCACUUCCGUUUGAGUCAAAGCAGUUCCUUGCUGCUUCUAACUACAGCUAAAACCUUCCACUGCAAAAGAGUAUUCUUAUCUGAAGACUGUACCCAAGGAACAAGAAGAAUGGCUGAUGUACUUAUAGCUUCCACAAUAGAGGUAGCUUUGAAGAAGACACUUUCCCUUGCCAAUGAAAGGAUUGGCAAGUUAUUCCAAUUCAAGGAGGAUUUGGAGACCCUCAAAGGAUCUGUUGCUAUGAUCCAAGCUGUCUUGGCUGAUGCAGAGGAAAAGCAAACGCAUGACCAGGCCGUGCGACUGUGGCUCCAGAGGCUAGAAGCCGUGGCGUUUGAUGCCGAGAAUUUGUUUGACGAGCUGAAUUAUGAAGCUCUUCGUCGCCAUCUCGUGGGCAAGGAUACUAUGAUGAAAGGAGAUAUGCUAAUCGAACUUUGGAUGGCAGAAGGUUUGCUCCAAGCAGAUGUCAACAACCAAAUGAUGAUGGAGGAACUUGGAAUGAAUUUGGAAAUUGCCAUCUAAUUCAUCUUUCAUGCGUAUUCGGAUGAGCAACUCUUGGCAUUCAAUCUUUAUUAUUCAACUUCUUCAGGACCAGCCGCCAUAUGUAUAGCUGGAAUUGAAUGCUUUAUUGCUUUGGAAGUGUAAAAUUGCCAAUGUGUAAAGGCAUCUUGGAGGGAGAGCUUAGUUUUAUUGCUGAUUUGCUAACAAAGGAAAGUAAUGAGUUUAUAUAAAAGAAAUGAAGCUGUUAUACCUAUGUAUGUCUGAGCACAGGAAAUCGCUUCCAGGUUUAAGCAAUGGAAUCAUUUCUUCUUCUUUCA
This is a messenger RNA of Coffea arabica (coffee), 1022 nucleotides long. RefSeq names its product putative disease resistance protein RGA4. NCBI's taxonomy places the organism in Eukaryota, Viridiplantae, Streptophyta, Magnoliopsida, Gentianales, Rubiaceae. The record is from RefSeq and is a predicted model, not a curated record.